AUGAGAUCGCCCAGAAUGCAAAACAAUCAAAUGACCUUCCGGCGAAAAUGGCGACCCGGCGAAGUGUCAUCGCUAAAUCAAAACAACGAGGCGAAAAACAGGAUGAUUUGCCGUGUUUUUCAAACUGCCCGGAGACACAUGAGUGUCCUGGCCACGAGACUAGUCUACUCGGAGUUUGGCGAGCCGGCAGAAGUGGUAAAGAAAGUGGAGGAGAAGUUGGAAUCCCCACAGGCCAAUGAAGUGACGGUGAAGAUUCUCGCAGCGCCCAUAAAUCCAGCUGAUAUCAACACAAUUCAAGGAAAAUACCCAGUGAAGCCGCCUCUGCCUGCAAUCGGAGGCAAUGAAUGCCUGGCAGAAGUCACGGAACUUGGCGCCAAUGUCAGGAAUCUUGCUGUUGGAGAUCGUGUCAUUCCCUCCAAGACAGGCAUUGGCACGUGGUGCUCGCACGCCAACUAUCCCUGCAAUGCCCUGUUCAGAGUGCCCAAGAGCCUGGGCGCUGUCGAAGCCUCUACACUCACGGUGAAUCCCACCACGGCUUAUCGCAUGCUGAAGGACUUCGCUGAUCUCAAGCCGGGCGACACAGUGCUCCAGAACGGAGCCAACAGCGCUGUAGGACAGGCCGUCUUCCAGCUGUGUCGCAAGUGGGGCCUCAAGAGUGUGGGAAUCGUGCGGAAUCGCCCGGAAAUCGACGAUCUGCGCGCCUUUCUGCGGGAUUUGGGGGCGGAUUGGGUACUGACGGAAGAGGAGGUGCGCACGACGGACCUGUUCAAGAGUGGCCAGGUCAAAAAGCCAAAGCUGGCGCUAAAUUGCGUGGGCGGCAAAAGCGCACUGGAGAUGCUGCGCCAUGUGGCGGAUGGAGGAGUCGUCGUGACGUACGGCGGCAUGUCCAGGGAGCCCGUGACCGUGCCCACGGGUCACCUGAUCUUCAAGGACAUCUCCUUCCGCGGCUUCUGGAUGACCAGGUGGACGAGAGACAAUCAAGAGACGCCCGAGCGCGAGAAAAUGUUCCGGGAUCUCGUGGAGUUCAUCGAGGAGGGCAGUUUCCGGGGGCCUCGCGCAGAAAUUGUGCCUGUGCAGAACUACCGAGACGCCCUGGCGAAUGCCAUGGCCUUUCAGGGAUUCAUUGGACAGAAGUUCAUCCUGGACUUUACGCAGCUUUAAUUUGUGAUUUUGCAUUGUAGAGAAAUUUGAGCCGGAGCAAAAUAAAUCGGCGGCAGCCGCUUCUUUUUGUAUAGCGGCGGCGGCAUUAAAGUAACGACAAAAUUUUGUGAAAAGCAGAAUGUUUCAGG
Messenger RNA from Phlebotomus argentipes, 1289 nucleotides. RefSeq names its product enoyl-[acyl-carrier-protein] reductase, mitochondrial. NCBI's taxonomy places the organism in Eukaryota, Metazoa, Arthropoda, Insecta, Diptera, Psychodidae. Gene Ontology annotation, cellular component: mitochondrion. The transcript is spliced from 2 exons. Gene Ontology annotation, molecular function: trans-2-enoyl-CoA reductase (NADPH) activity. Gene Ontology annotation, biological process: fatty acid metabolic process. The record is from RefSeq and is a predicted model, not a curated record. Bases 1 to 1161 code for a protein of 386 amino acids.